Messenger RNA from Spea bombifrons (plains spadefoot toad), 1464 nucleotides. Its product is annotated as fructosamine-3-kinase-like. Lineage: Eukaryota; Metazoa; Chordata; Amphibia; Anura; Pelobatidae. The record is from RefSeq and is a predicted model, not a curated record. The transcript has 7 exons. Bases 238 to 1242 code for a protein of 334 amino acids.
CGCGCCUUCACAUAUUGUCUGCAGACGAUGGUCUACGGCGGGGCUGUCCGUGUAUACAAUUUCUAUAAUGUCUAUAAUGUCUCUCAGUCAAUAUACCCGAGCGUUACUCUGUCUGGGGUCAUCUUGGACAACAAAGGAAUUUAAAUAAUCUCAAGGAGGAGGGAAGACAAGAAAAGCAGGUACGAGAGAGAGAGCCUCGGUCACUUCAUCGAAGGACGGCGACCAUCACGUUACCCGAUGGCCGGAAAGUCUGACACCAUCGGCUCCAUGGACAUGUUUAUUCUGCGGCCCGAUCCCACGGGGUAUUCGGGUUUAGAGGAUCAGCUGAGAAAGGUUCUGAGAACGUCGGUCUUGAGACCAGCUGGACUCUCCAAAGGUGGACUCAUCAGUCACUGUCAGAGCUUCGACACGGACCGAGGACGGGUGUUUGUGAAAACACACGCGGGGCCGCAGGCGGCGACGAUGUUCAGUGGAGAGGUGGCAAGUUUGAAGGCUAUCAGAGAAACUGGCGCGAUACGCGUCCCCGAGCCCAUUACCAUGACAGAGCUGCCAACGGGGGGCGCAAUCCUCAUCAUGAGACAUCUUCAGAUGCAAAAUAUAAGUAGGUUUGCCGGGGCUCUGGGGGAUCAGCUGGCCGAUUUGCACCUUCACAACCUGACAAUGCUGAAGAAGGACCAGAAGCAGAGGGGUAAAAUCGGCCGGUGUCCUGCAGAUGCCCGGGGUGUGGACAGGUUUGGGUUUCAUACUGUGACGUGUUGUGGGUACAUCCCGCAGGUAAACGAAUGGCAAGAAGAUUGGGUGACCUUCUUCACGGCGCAGCGUCUCCAACCGCAGGUCAGCUUAAUCGAGAAGGACUACGGGGAUCGGACCCUCCGGGGCCUCUGGUCUGAGCUCCAGUUAAAGGUGCAGAACGCCUUCAAGGACACGGCGAUCGUCCCGUCUCUCCUGCACGGGGACUUCUGGGAAGGGAACGUUGCUGAAGACGACGCGGGUCCGCUUCUCUUUGACCCGGGAUGUUUCUACGGCCAUUCGGAGUAUGAGCUGUCCGUAGGAGACAUGUUCGGGGUUCACUGCUCGGAAUUUUAUUCCGCCUACCACCGGAAAAUCCCCAGAGCGCCCGGCUUUGGAACCCGCCAUCGGCUCUAUCAGCUCUUCCACUGCUUUAACAACUGGAACCACUUUGGGCCGGAGUUCAGGGAGAGCACCGUGACCCACAUGAGAAGCCUCCUGGACGUUCUGUGAAGGAAAGCAGACCCUGAAAUGUGCCUAUUCAGCGUUUUAAGAGUUAAUGGUAUUGCUGUUAUUCCGCCGCUCAGGGAUUAUACCCGGGGAUGCGCUGACUGCCCUGUCCCCGGAAUCUCGGACGGACGUACUUUCAGCGGGGAUCAUGGAAAAUAAAAUAAGAACGAUGUGAGCGGCAUUAACGGGGUCCGCGGGGUGUGAAGAACGUGCUAAUAAACCCGU